UGGCGUCAGAGGGAGAGAAAGAGCAGGGGAGGGACAGAAGGACGGAGUGAAAGAGAAUCAAUUCAGAACUUCCAACAGGGAUCUGCUGGGUCUGGUCUGGACCCUGAAGCCUGGGACCCGUCUGGAUGUCGUCACUGAGGUUCAGACACGUAGCAUUGAAGUGUGUGUGGCUGCAGGUGGCACCAUGCUGUGGAGGUCUGUCUCGGGCUGGGGAGCCUGGGUCCUGCUGGCCCAGCUGCUGGCGGUCAGCGGCUGCCCUUCCCCCUGUCGCUGUCCACCAGGGGGCGAAGACGUCUCGUGUGCCAGGCAAGUCCUGAUCUUGGUCCCGGACAACAUCCCCAACACAGUCCAGCAUUUAGACUUGUCCUUCAACAAGAUCCGGACCGUGGCACGACACCAGUUCUCUGGACUGGGGCAGCUGGUGGACCUUGACCUGAGCAGCAACUCCAUCUCUAUGAUUGAGCUGGAGGCUUUCCAGGGACUCCCAAAGCUGCGGCUGCUGCACAUCAACAACAAUCAUCUGAAGAUCCUCCCAGCAGGCGUGUUCUCCGGUCUGUCUGGAUUAACCUUCUUAGACCUGAGCCACAACGAGAUUCUGGUCUUCCUGGACUUCACCUUUAAAGAGAUGGCGAACCUGAAGGCGCUGGAGACCGUGGAGAAUGACUUGGUGUUCAUUUCACGGCGGGCCUUCUCUGGCCUGCAGAACUUGCAGGAGCUGAACCUGGGUCGCAGCAAUCUGACCUCCAUCCCAACUGGGGCGCUGUCAGAGCUCAGCGCUCUCACCCGGCUGAGCCUGACCCACCUGCCCAUCACCGCGCUGCCGAGAAACGCCUUCCAGCGGCUGCAAUGGCUCCAGAGCCUGACCAUCACUCACUGGCCGCUGCUGGAGUCACUGACCACUGGCAGCUUGGCGGGGCUGAACCUGACCUCCCUGGUGGUCAGCCACUGUAAUCUCAGCGCUGUGCCGUACCUGGCCGUCCAGCACCUGCUCUCCCUGCUAUUCUUGGACUUGUCCUACAACCCCAUCGUCAGCAUCCAGGCCAACAUGUUCCAGACCUUGUCACGGCUGCAGGAGCUGCACCUCGCUGGGGGCCGACUGCUGAGGAUCGAACCAGGAGCCUUCAGAGGGCUGGACAACCUUCACACACUCAACGUCACCUCCAAUCAGCUGGUCACUUUGGAGGAGAGUGUCUUCCACGCCCCAGGUAAGCUGCGGGUCCUGCGCCUGGACGCCAACCCGCUGUCUUGCGACUGUCGCCUCCUGUGGCUGCUGCAGCACCGGUCUCCAGUGAGUUUUGGACCCCAGCCAGCUUGUUCGUCCGCCUCUGUGACUCCACCACGAGAGUUGGCCGACUUCAGGGCGCCAGAGCUCUCGCGUGUUUUCACCUGCCGCGCCGCCCGCAUCCUAAAUCGCAGGCCGCAGGAGCUCCAGGCGGAGGAGGGAAGCUCGGUGCUCUUCUCCUGUAUCGUGGACGGAGACCCAGUUCCGUCAGUUACGUGGAGCUCUGGCCACAAAUCUGCGCUCUCCUCCUCUGGCAGGAUCCGAGUUCUCACCAACGGCAGUCUGGAGGUGCGUUCUGCCGAGCGUCAGGAUGGUGGCACCUACCGAUGUCUGGCCAGCAAUGCGGCCGGAAACGACAGCCUGACGGUCGGCCUUCGGGUAAGAGGACGUCCCGGCAACCAUAGCUGGACGGAGGAUGGCCAGACAGAAGCGCUCUCUGAGACAAACACGUCCAUGACCUACCCGUUUGAUGCCAAGACACUGGUGAUCGCCACCACCAUGGGCUUCCUGUCCUUCUUAAGCUCCGUGGCUGUCUGCUUCAUCUUCAUGUUCUUCUGGAGUCAGAGCAAAGGUCAGAUCAAACACACAGCCACCAUUCACUUCGUCCCGCGCUCCUCUGUGGGUGGGGGAGGAGAAGGAGGCGACGGCGGCAGGUUCACCAUGAAACUCAUUUGAAAACUCGAGAGAAAACUUGAAUGUCUUGUUUCAAUGGCUUCAUGCGAAUGGUCUGUUACCGGAAUAAAUAGAUUUGCCUCCCUCUGGUGGCUAU
Synchiropus splendidus (mandarinfish) is the source of this 2051-nucleotide messenger RNA. It is a transcript of the gene lingo4b, whose product is annotated as leucine rich repeat and Ig domain containing 4b. NCBI's taxonomy places the organism in Eukaryota, Metazoa, Chordata, Actinopteri, Syngnathiformes, Callionymidae. Gene Ontology annotation, cellular component: extracellular matrix. The record is from RefSeq and is a predicted model, not a curated record. The coding region runs from base 185 to 1957 and encodes 590 amino acids. The transcript is spliced from 2 exons. Gene Ontology annotation, molecular function: protein binding.